AUGUUCACUCUACUUGCAGCGGGUGAGACAGCCACGUUCGAGUGCAGCGUGGCGGGAGAAGAGUCGGCCUCCGUGACGUGGCUCAAAGACAACAAGCCGCUGAGCGACCGCCUCAUGGACCGCGUGUCCAAGAGCAACGUGGACAACGCCUUCAAGCUGGAGAUCCAGAACCUCAUCGAGGCCGACACCGGCAUGUACACGGCGCACGCCACCAACGCCGAGGGCUCCAGCACCUGCACCGCCCACCUGCUCGUCCAGAAACUUACGGACGAGGAGAGGAAACAGCGCGCCGAGGCGAACCACCCCGUGUUCCUGGUCAAGCUCAAGGACACCGAACUUCUGGAGAACACGUACCUUCGAUUCAUGGUCAAAGUCAAGGGCAACCCUAACCCCACCGUGAGAUUCUACAAGGACGACAGUCGCAUUCUGUCGACCAACGACCGCCUCAAGGUGAACACGGAACAGUCGGACGCCGGAUACUACGAGCUCGUCAUCCCGGAGGUGAAGCCGGAGGACGCCGGCAAGUACUCGUGCGUGGCCAUCAACUCGUACGGCGAGGAGCGCUGCGACGCCCAGCUGUCUGUCGUGGACGAGAAGGAUGUUUUUGCGGGACUAGAAGAGGGUGAGGAGGUUGCCCCUGGGCAGGCGCCCACCUUCCACUGGACGCGCAACGGUCAGCAGUUCGACCCAGAGGAGCGGUUUAAGGUCCUUCUCACAGCCCAGAGGCAGGAGGAGCAGUGCCUGCAGCGGAUAGAGGGCGCGUUCAUAACGGGCGAUGAGCGUCAAGAGCGCUGGGAGAUGGACUUUGAGCGCGAGUCCGAGGGCGGGAUUCAGUCCCCUGAAGAUACCGUGGGCGGGAUCAUUCGGAUUCAGUCCCCAGAAGAUACCGUGGGUGGGAUAAAGUCCCCAGAAAGCGCCGAGGAAGGAAAGGGCCGGCAGGAUCUCCAACAGGGCCCCCAGCAGGGCGGCCUGCAGGUCCCUCUGGACCCCACUGCACGGCAGAUCAAAACCAUCGCGUUCGCCAAGUACGCGCAGGCCAGGAAGCUGAGCGUCCUCGAGAAGAGGAUCAACGCGUUCCGGAAGAGGGAGGAAGGUGACGCGUUUGAGGGCGACGACGUGGAGGAGCGGACGGAGGAGGACGAGAACGAGCGCCUGCAGGCGGGCGGGCAGGACUCGGAGGGAGGCGACGAGCGCGUCAGGAUGGAGGAGAGGGAGUUCCAGAGGCUCAGAGAGAUUGAAAAGGAGAAGGAGGUGGAGAGAUUAAGGCAGCUGGAGAUAGACAAGAUGACGGAGAGGCUCAAAGAGGAAGAAAGGGGUGCGGAAAUAGAAAAACAAAAGGAGAUCGAAAGGCAAAAAGAAGUAGAGAAGCAGAAGGAAGUAGAAAGGCUAAAACGAAAAGAAGAGCAAAAGAGACUUGAAAAACAGAAAGAAAUAGAAAAACAGAUAGAACAAGAUAGACUCAAGGAAUUCGAGAAGCAAAAGGAAAUAGAACGUCAGAGAGAAAUAGAAAAGCAGAAAGAGAUAGAAAGGCAAAAAGAGGUAGAGAAGCAGCGGGAAAUAGAACGCCAGAAAGAAAUAGAAAAGCAGAGGGAAAUAGAACGUCAGAAAGAAAUAGAAAAGCAGAAAGAGAUAGAAAGGCAAAAA
Molecule: messenger RNA, 1644 nt
Organism: Frankliniella occidentalis (western flower thrips)
Lineage: Eukaryota; Metazoa; Arthropoda; Insecta; Thysanoptera; Thripidae
Product: trichohyalin-like
Exons: 5
Source: RefSeq, a predicted model, not a curated record